AUGGGCCCCUGUACCGCCUCCUCAUGCUGCUGCCAGGCCCGUAAUCUGCCAUGGGCCCCCGUACCGCCUCCUCAUGCUGCUGCCAGGCCCGUAAUCUGUCAUGGGCCCCUGUACCGCCUCCUCAUGCUGCUGCCAGGUCCAGAGUGUCUCAUGGGUCCCUGUACGGCCUCCCAUUGCUGCUGUCUCCAUCGCCACACUCUGCCAUGUGCCACUUUCAGGUCUCCUCACACUGCUGGUGGGUUCCAUUUUGUCAUAGGGUGCUGUAUGGCCUCCCAUUGCUGCUGCCUCCACCGCCACACUGUGGCUCCACACUCUGGUUUUGGCCCCGUGACUGCCCAAAUGAGUGAAGUGUGCGGUGAUUCUAAGAUCGACGGCACUCAUCUGCAUGUCAUACUGACUGACAGUAUUAUUUAUCUUCCCCAGCUUCGACUCGAAUCGAAUUUA
Molecule: messenger RNA, 444 nt
Organism: Staurois parvus
Lineage: Eukaryota; Metazoa; Chordata; Amphibia; Anura; Ranidae
Source: the annotation of a GenBank genome assembly